AUCAUCUUUGAAAACGACUCCUCGUUUCUCCAUCUAAUUAAAUUUUCUUCCAAUAACCAGGGCUUUGCUAUGGUUUUAUGCGAUACACUGAUCUAAUAAUUAUUCUCAACUGUUCAUACAAAUUUCGAACGAAUGCGCUUCUUCAAUAGUUCGCCGAAAUCAAAUUAACAUUUGUCGCGCGUCUCUUGCUUCUCCAACAAUCUAAGAGCCGCACGAAGGAGAUAAAGAUGAUGCUGCAGUAUAACGACUUGGCCAAGCUCAAAACCAGAAAGAUUGUGUUUGAGGAUGUUUUUUCCGCGCGUGAUUCCGCAACUCUCGAGCAUCUCAAAGACUUGAGCUCUAAGCGCAGGGUAAUUGAGGAUUCCAUUAAUCAAACGAGUUUCAUUACAGAAGCUAUUGCAAGAGAAAUGUCUGGCGGAUCUACUUCUCGUUGCGAGCAGGAACGUCUUAGACUGGAACAGUAUUUGCCGUUACUAAAUAAUCUCAUUUCACAUGUUGAUUUGGUUGGUAAUAAGAAUCAGAUAAUGCGGUGGAUCUCAAACCUUAGGAUACAAUGGAGUAGCGUUAUUAGCUUGCCGUCUUUUUUUAAUCUUACUGGUCCGAAGUUUUUUCAAAUUGAUAGUUUGUGGUUUGAGUAUGGCAUGGCGCUUUUUCUUUAUGGCGCAAUACUUAGGGAUAGGGCUUUGGAGUUUCUGCCGACAGACUUAAAACAAUCCGCGUUCAUCUUCAGAGAAGCGGCUGGAGUCUUUCAUUAUCUGUCACAGGAGGUCCUAUCUGCUAUAGAGCUCGGAGGUUAUGCAGAACGGCCGCCGGAAGCUACAUCAUCUGUGGCUGCUACUAUAAGUCUCAUCUGUUUGGCCGAGGCUCAGGCUGUAUACAUUACAAAGGCUGAAGAAAAAGGAAAUACUGGUUUUGGUGUUUUAGCAAAGCUGCAUUACGGUGUUACAGAACUGCUCAGCGAGGCUACUGUUGCCUUAAAUUUAGGAAUUGGAGAGUACAGAGCUAUUUCAUCACGUUUUUUGGAAUUUAUAUCAACUUGCAGAGCACUGCAUGAAUUACGCAGCAAGAAGUACUUUGCAGGAAAUUUAAAAAACGAUGGCCAAAUUGGAGUUGCAAUUGGAGUUCUUCGUGAUGCAAUAGCGAAUGCAAAAGGGCAAAUGCCAGGGGAGGACUCAUGGAAACCCAUUUUCAGAAAAGAAGUUGAAAAUACUGAAGAUAUCCUCAAGAAGCUUGAAUAUGAGAAUGAAUUUGUAUGGCAUGAGAAAAUUGCUUCUGGGGAUGAAUUGCCUGUGCUCCACGGCACCAAAAUUGUGAAUAUAGAACCUUAUUUGCCCAGAAAAUGGGAGAGAGAACUUGCCUUUAAAUUGUAGCUAAAUAUUUUUCAUAUGUACAGUAUGGAAUCAUGGGUAAUUGGUAUAGAAUCUGCAGGAGGGUAAAGUAGUCAUUUGUGAAAUAUUUUUGUUAUAA
Messenger RNA from Mercurialis annua (annual mercury), 1467 nucleotides. RefSeq lists its product as uncharacterized. The record is from RefSeq and is a predicted model, not a curated record. NCBI's taxonomy places the organism in Eukaryota, Viridiplantae, Streptophyta, Magnoliopsida, Malpighiales, Euphorbiaceae. The coding region runs from base 228 to 1370 and encodes 380 amino acids. The transcript is spliced from 6 exons.